Messenger RNA from Mesocricetus auratus (golden hamster), 2107 nucleotides. RefSeq names its product MLV-related proviral Env polyprotein-like. The record is from RefSeq and is a predicted model, not a curated record. The transcript is spliced from 3 exons. Gene Ontology annotation, molecular function: nucleic acid binding. Bases 1 to 2088 code for a protein of 695 amino acids. Lineage: Eukaryota; Metazoa; Chordata; Mammalia; Rodentia; Cricetidae.
AUGGUCACCAAGAAGCUUCUAAAAGAAAUCUUCCCCAGAUACGGGAUGCCACAGGUAUUAGGGUCGGAUAACGGGCCUGCCUUUGUCUCCCAGGCCCAUCUACAGGCCCUGCAGUUGGUGCAACAGGAGGUCUGGAAGCCAAUAGCAGCGGCCUACCAGAAAGGGAUAAAAUCACUCUCCGUACCUCAUCCCUUUAAAAUCGGUGACACCGUCUGGGUCCAGAGACACCAGAUCAAGAACCUAGAACCUCGCUGGAAAGGACCCUAUACUAUUAUCAAUCAGGACACCGGGGCAGUCGCUAACUCCACUACCAUGCGGGGUGUUAUAAAUGCAACCUUUCCCCCUUUACAUGUAGAUCUUUGCGACCUAGUGGGUAAGCGAUGGGAUCACUCAGAACAAGCACUCUUCCCUGGCUAUGGCUGUCAACACACGGGCCAGCACAUAUCCACACGCAAACUUGACAUAUAUGUUUGCCCAGGACAUAACCGUGAUAAAGAACUCCAACAUAGAGGUGGUGAACCGGGAGAUGGGUAUUGUGCUAAAUGGGGAUGUGAGACCACUGGGACCACCUAUUGGAAACCCACUUCUUCCUGGGACUUAAUCACCCUCCAGCGAGGAACUAUCCCAGGGUAUAAUGGAGAUGGCCCCUGGACUUGUGGGGGGCAGGAUUGUAGACCAUGCUAUGAUUCAAGUUCCAAACUCCAGGGCAACACCCCUGGAGAAAGAUACAACCCCCUAAUUAUCACUUUUACUGAGGCUGCUAAACGGUCAGCAUGGGAUGCCCCCAAGGCCUGGGGGCUACGGCUGUAUCGUACUGGAAUGGACCCCGCAGCCACCUUCCUAAUCUCCAGAACCAUUUCCCCCACAGCUAUGGCCUCUAUUGGGCCAAACUCUGUGCUACUCGACCAACCGGAUAGGCCAUCCCAGAACCUCCCUAGACCCAAGCCAAACCCCUUGCCAUCUGUCACCACCCUACCUACCCAUGCUACCGGGCAUAGCAAUGCCACUCUACCCCCUAGACUAAAGUUCAGUUCUGCCAGUAGACUAUUAAACUUAAUCAGAGGAGCCCACCAAGCGUUAAACGAAACCCAUCCUGAUAAGGCGGAGGAUUGUUGGCUCUGCUUGACAGCGGCUCCCCCUUAUUAUGAGGGCUUGGCAUUGGACUCGGACCUUAUCAGCUACACAUCUCCCCCUUCCCGAUGCAGCGAAACACCUAAUCAUAAACUAACUCUGCCCCAGGUGACUGGGCAAGGACUAUGUCUUAAAAAUGUUCCCAGAUCGUCUCAAAAACUAUGUAACCGUACAGUCUCAGUAACUCCCAGCAACUCAUACCUGACCGGCCCUAACGGGACUUAUUGGGCCUACAAUACAGGACUAACUCCUUGCGUCUCAGUAUUGGUUCUUAACAUCACAGCUGAUUAUUGUAUACUUGUCCAGCUAUGGCCCCACAUUACGUACCACUCCUCAGAGACUGUGCUAGGAUACUUUGAAAAUCGUUAUCGAUUCAGAAGGGAACCUGUUUCAGUAACAUUAGCUCUUCUCCUGGGAGUGGGGGGGAUAGCGGCUGGUAUAGGGACCGGGACCACUGCCUUACUUCGGAGCAAUCAAAAUAUACAGCUCCAGGCAGCCAUGAAUGAGGAUCUACAGGCCUUAAAAAAAUCAGUUAGAGCCCUCAAGGACUCUUUGAUUUCAUUAUCUGAAUUGGUCCUACAGAAUAGGAGAGGACUAGACCUCCUAUUUCUUAGACAAGGAGGCUUAUGUGCCGCCCUCAAAGAAAAAUGUUGUUUCUACACAGACAAAACUGGGGUAGUAACUGAAACUUUGGAUAAACUCAAGGAGAGGCUGACUGUCCGUCAAAAAAAUUCUAAAUCUCAACAAUACUGGUAUGAGGGUUGGUUUAACAAAUCCCCCUGGUUCGCUACAUUGGUCUCUACUCUUAUGGGCCCCCUAAUUAUUUUCAUAUUUGUGUUAACCUUUGGGCCCUGCAUUCUCAACAAACUAGUUCAAUUUAUAAAAUAUAGAUUAACAAUAAUUCAAGCCUUAGUCUUAACUCAACAAUACCAUGCCCUCAAACAGACACAACCAUAAGUAAACCUUAAGUAAAGAG